Molecule: messenger RNA, 3247 nt
Organism: Corythoichthys intestinalis (scribbled pipefish)
Lineage: Eukaryota; Metazoa; Chordata; Actinopteri; Syngnathiformes; Syngnathidae
Gene: elac2
Product: elaC ribonuclease Z 2
Exons: 23
Coding region: 176-2713 (845 amino acids)
Biological process (GO): mitochondrial tRNA 3'-end processing
Cellular component (GO): mitochondrion
Molecular function (GO): 3'-tRNA processing endoribonuclease activity
Source: RefSeq, a predicted model, not a curated record
UUGCACCCACAUGUGUAUUUAUGUCAACCUUACCUCCCAAACAGAGGUCUAUUCGUCCCUACUUGUCAACCAAUCGGCAGGUUUUAUGAGGUAAAACUUCUCCAAAUCUCGACUAAAAAAUGUUUAGCCAAGAAAAAUAGACGUUAUGACGUUUGGUUAACGUUUCUUUAAUAUUAUGAAAGUGCUGAGUGCCGUCACGUCGUGUGUUUUUGCUGCCGCUCGUCCGCUGCUUCUCGCCCAGCGUUGUCGUCCUCUCCUCCGGCCUGUUUGUCAGCCGCGUCGCACCAUGGCCGACAACAACAACAACAAAAACAACAAAAUGAAUGACAAGAUGAAGAAGUCCACCAAGCUGCAAGCAAAGCCGCUGCGGAUGCUAAAGAGUAAAGAAAGUCGCAACAAACACGGGGAAGUACACAGCCCCGCCACCGUGUACGUGCAGGUGGUCGGUGCAGGAAGUCGGGACAAUGCCGCUUCGCUUUACGUCUUCUCCGAAUUCAACAGGUACUUGUUCAACUGCGGGGAAGGAACGCAGAGACUCAUGCACGAACACAAGCUGCGAGCGUCGCGACUCGACAAUAUCUUCUUGACCAGGAUGAGCUGGGAAAAUGUUGGCGGUCUUUCUGGAAUGAUCCUCACUUUGAAGGACACCGGAGUGCCCGAGUGCGUCCUCUCUGGGCCACCGCAGCUGGAGGGCUACGUGAAAGCCAUCAAAACAUUCUCCGGGCCACUGGACAGCAUCCAACUUUCCGUUCGUCCAUACACGGAUCCAACAUACAUGGACGACACCAUGACCGUAGUGCAAGUUCCCAUUGUUGCCGCACUAAGAAGUGGCCAACCCUCACCAGGGAGUAGCCGUUCCCCGAGUCCCGCCUCCCCAGGGAAAGACUGCGAGCACCCCGAUGAUGCCAGGAACCGACCAAGAGAAAAAAGGAAAGUAACAAGAGAUGCGUCACUCGUGGUUGCAUUCAUAUGCAAACUUCAUCCCAAGAAAGGAAACUUCUUGGUGGUCGAGGCCAAGGAACUUGGACUUCCUGUGGGUACUGCUGCCAUCGGUCCGCUCAUCGCCGCUCUGAAGGCCGGGAAAAGCGUCACGUACAACGGCAAAGAGAUCAGACCGGAGCAAGUGUGCACGCCCACCGAUCCUGGACAGGCCUUUAUCAUCGUGGAGUGUCCUUCCGAGGAGUUUGUUGCACCGCUAUGCGAAAGCCACCACAUCUCAAGCUUUCACAGUGGGGGGACAGAGGACGCCCCCGCCCUGAUUGUGCAUAUAACUCCCGAGGCAGUGCUGAAAAGCCCACAGUACCGAGACUGGAUGAAAAGGUUCCCAGCAAGCACCGAACACCUGAUCCUCAAUGAGCACGCCAGGUCUGCACACAAUGUCCGCAGCCACAAGAUCCAAGCGCAGCUCAAUAUGAUCCACUCCGACGUCUUUCCUCACCUCAAGACCUACACGCCCAAGGAUUGUCAAGCAUCUCUGGACGUCUCGGCGGUGCGAGGCGAAUGCCUACUCAAGUUCCAGCUGCGACCAGUCAUUGAGUGGCAAAGAGAUGCCAUCCCCCCCUGUAGCUAUGAGGAUUUUGUCAAAGAGGCUUAUGAUGUCCCCAACUUCUUGCAAGAAGUGGACAAAUGUCAACAAUUACGGUCUGGCGGCUCUCCAGGUCCCCUUGGACAAGCAGAGUAUCCCGAAUUUGUUUUCUUGGGAACCGGAUCAGCUCUGCCCAUGAAAAUCCGAAAUGUCAGCAGCACUUUAGUCAACAUCAGCACUGGACAAUCACUGCUGCUGGACUGCGGCGAAGGGACCUUCGGCCAGCUGUGCCGGCACUACGGCGAUGACGUAGACCAGGUUCUGUCCGACAUCUCGGCCGUGUUUGUUUCGCACAUGCACGCCGAUCAUCACACUGGUCUCAUCAAGCUGCUGUACCAAAGACAACGUGCCCUGGUGACUUUAGGAAAGGCCUGGAGUCCCCUCCUGCUCAUGGCCCCCCGGGGCAUGAUGAGCUGGCUGUGGCAGUAUCACCACAGCUGUGAGAAGGUCCUCCAUCAUGUCAACUUCAUCCCCAAUGACGUCCUGCGCCACAAAGCCGAAGCGCCCGACCCCAAAACGCAGGCCUUUAUCACAGAGCUUCUGAACAACACCACCUUGGAAAAGUUCCAGACAUGCUGGGUGCGUCACUGCAAGAAUGCCUUUGCCUGCAGCCUUACUCACAAGUCAGGUUGGAAGAUUGCCUUCUCUGGAGACACCAUGCCCUGUGAUGCCCUUGUGCAUAUGGGCAAGAAUGCAACCUUGCUGAUCCACGAAGCCACAUUGGAGGAUGGCAUGGAGGAGGAAGCUGUAGAGAAACGGCACAGCACGACAUCACAGGCGAUCGACACAGGCAUGCGGAUGAAUGCUGACUUCAUCAUGCUUAAUCACUUCAGCCAGCGUUACGCCAAGAUCCCGCUCUUCAGCAACGACUUCACCGAGCGGGUCGGCAUCUCCUUCGACCACAUGCGGGUGCGUCUGGGAGACCUGAAGGUCCUCCCGGGUCUGACCCCGGCGCUGAAGACCCUCUUUGCCGUGGAGCUUGAGGAGAUGGAAGAGAGAAGAGAGCGACGGGAGCAGAGGCAGCAGUUCUGGGCCAUCAGCGCCGAACCGGCAGACAUCGACCGUGGUGCCAAGCGGGAACAGGAGGAUGACGAUUGCGCCCAAACUAAGAGACAAAAGAGCAGCUGACAACAUCAGAUAGGACCCAAGCCCCACUUAUUUGUUCCGAGACACUAAAACGGUGUCAAAGUCGACUUUUAUUUCUUUGUCCUGAGCACAGAAAUGAUUUAUGUGCAAGUAUCUAAACUGGAUUUUUUUUUUUUAAAUGCAGUGUGAAUGUCUGUUAGUCUUCGCUAUCAUGAACACAUUGAUGCUAUUGUACAUUUGUGUUCUUUCAGUUAAGUUUGAAAUGAGCAAUUUCAACGGAUGAAAUGAUUAGUUUUUUCUUUUCAUAAGUUUGUUCGUUGACUACCUCAAUAGGCCUAAAUAUCUCUCUCGUGUUAGACUGCUUCAACAGCCUGGGUCUAGACUCUAACUGACCCAAAACAACUAUUUUGCCUACAAUGAAAUAUAUUAAGUUAAUUUACAGUUUUUAAGGAUGAUGUGAGGUUGAUGUCUGUUUUUGUUUUAGCAUAGUACAUAGUCAUAUUUGUUUUCCAUGAAUGAGGAACAAAGUUGCACUGAAAGCUUACAAGUCAUCAUUUCAAAACAAUAAAAAUGAAA